AUGAUCACGGCAUCUGCUUCUUACUACAGCUGCGAUUCCCACUACCGUCCAAUAGAGAGACUUAUUUCCCAGGCCAAACGCUUGUGCCUUCCUCCACAAGCGUCUAAUGGUGAAAAUUCUCUUCGGGCCUUGUCCCAAGACGCGGCAUUGAUUGCAACCGCGUCUUAUGAUAAGACUGUCUCAAUCUGGAACUGUCUCAAUCUGGAACGCAUUAGCAGGCCAGUGCUGUGGGGUCUAGACGGCGUCGAGCGUGCAAUGGUGAUUAAAACAUUUGAUGCCUCAAGUUUCCGGCACAGUCGCCUUGGAUUUGAGCUCUGCAAUCAGGCGGUCUAA
This is a messenger RNA of Trichoderma atroviride IMI 206040, 333 nucleotides long. Lineage: Eukaryota; Fungi; Ascomycota; Sordariomycetes; Hypocreales; Hypocreaceae. The record is from RefSeq and is a predicted model, not a curated record.